UACUAACCGAUCCGAAGUUCCCACGGAUCUUAUUGCCAAACCUUAAGAUGAUUAUUCUGUGGUCGUCCUCGGACAUGGGUAAAGCUGGUGACUCGGAUCGCGAUGAGGAUUGGAUGGCUGAAAUCAUCGAGGAAGUGGAGCAUAAACGGGAGGGUAUGCGAUCCUAUGUGAAAACGGCAGUCGACGGCAAAAAGGACGGCACUGAAGAAGGCGUUUACAAUCACUAUGUUCCUUACUCCCGGAUUGCGGCGCAAAUGAUCGAAAAGACUAAGAACAAGAGUCGUGAAGGGAUCCUCAUUUUCUUGAAGCAACUCCAGGACUUGUUCAAGAUUGGUCACCCGAACAUCGAACCCACAGAGAGCCCGUAUCACUUCAACCAGUAUUACAGCGCUAUGUUCGCAUUCGUAUGCGAUUGGCCAGAGAACAUAUUCCGCGGGGAAUCACUGGGAGACGCUCAAGGUAGAAGGAUCGACAAGCCUAUAAAACAUUCUCAAAUCCUCGACGAGCGCUUACGCGGCGCUCUAGACGUGCUCAAGAGCGAGCCACUCGAAGUCAAUGUGAACGAUACUGAGGGUGGGUGGGAUUCAUAUGACGCCAGCAAGGGCUGGGACUGGGACCCUUACGGAAUGGAAGAAGAGUCCUGAGCUUGUUCUGUCAUGAACUCGUCCAUGAGUGGUUGAGAGUAAUUGAAACUUCGUUUCUAUGCGACAUGUAUCUACAAUCCCUUACUCAUUCAAUAUUCAAGGCCUACUUUCUAUCGAGUCCUCUGAGAACAUUCAAAUUCUUCGCGCGUACGAACACGAUUUGACACUUUCAUUCUUGUAUCGAACCCGGUUGAAUAAAGCGGAAACGUCUCUAAG
Messenger RNA from Mytilinidion resinicola, 860 nucleotides. RefSeq lists its product as uncharacterized. Bases 48 to 644 code for a protein of 198 amino acids. The record is from RefSeq and is a predicted model, not a curated record. NCBI's taxonomy places the organism in Eukaryota, Fungi, Ascomycota, Dothideomycetes, Mytilinidiales, Mytilinidiaceae. The transcript is spliced from 4 exons.